Messenger RNA from Aspergillus bombycis, 309 nucleotides. RefSeq names its product acyl-CoA desaturase. The transcript has a single exon. The record is from RefSeq and is a predicted model, not a curated record. Lineage: Eukaryota; Fungi; Ascomycota; Eurotiomycetes; Eurotiales; Aspergillaceae. The coding region runs from base 1 to 309 and encodes 102 amino acids.
AUGAGUUUCCGUCGGACAGACUGGGGGACGCCGCUGGAGGAGCUUCCUGUGAUUGGUUGGACGGAGUAUCGACGGAGAGUGGAGAUGGGUCAGGUGCUUGUCGUUGUUGAGGGCGUCGUGCAUGAUCUUGGGGCGUUCCUAGCUGAGAAUCCGGGGGGUGAGGCUGCUGUUAAAGGUAUGUUGGGGAAGGAUGCUACGGCGCUGUUUAAUGGCGGCGUCUAUGACCAUUCUCGCGCGGCUGUGGGUUGCGGUGCUGAGGGGUGGUGGGGAGGUGGAGCGUUGGAAGUAGAAGGGUUAUUUUUGCGUUAA